AUGGGAAGGCUGCACCCAGCAUACCGGCUGUACCCGGAUUAUGCUGGUGCAUUUAUUGCACCGACAGUGCCCACGGAGGAUCCAUACUGCUACAAACCUCUAGAUGCCGCUGCAUAUGGAGAGACAUAUCCUUCUUCGCUAACCGUGGCCGUGCCCUCUCGCCUAUAUCACUCCCCAACACCCGAAAACCCAUUCGCAGGAACUCGAGUUGGAGUUAAAGAUAUCAUGGACCUCUGCGGGCUCCGCACAGGGGCCUCAUCGCGAGCAUAUACACAACUGCUUGGACCUCGGACCGAGAAUGCAGAGGUUAUCCAAAAAUUACUGGGGCUGGGUUUCAUAGUUGUGGGGAAAUUAAAGACCACACAAUUUGCAGACUCGGAGUGGCCGACUUGCGACUAUGUCGACUAUCAUGCGCCGUUCAACCCUCGUGCGGACGGAUACCAGACGACUAGCGGUAGUAGCUGUGGGAGCGCAGCUGCGGUUGCUUCGUAUGUAUGGCUGGACUUUGCUCUGGGAACUGACACACUGGGAAGCAUCCGCGCUCCGGCUACCGUUCAAGGCCUCUAUGGAAUGCGACCCUCACUGGACGCCACGAGCUUUAAGGGGAUAAUCCCAUAUACUAAGUAUGAUGAUAACCCACAUCGGAUCGAAACGAGUUUACUGGCAGAUACUGUCGGUGGCUUCGCUCGGGAUGCGACAUCUUUCGCGAAGCUAUCUCGCGCCCUUUAUGGCUCUAUCAAUGAUCCACCGUUUUCCAAGAAACCCAGUAAGGUUCUAUAUCCCGUGGAAUACUGGUCAGAGACAAGCACGGAGCAUGACGCUGUCCUAGAAUCCUUCAUUGUUAAACUGGAACGGCAUCUCGGGGUCGAGCGAACACGUAUAAGUUUAGAAGAGAUCUGGGCGACAACAAAACCAGUACAUGAAAAUAUCACCAUGAAAGAGUACCUUGAGCACGUCUUUGAAUGGGCUGGGAAUCCCUCUCAAUGGAAAGACUUUCUCAGUCCAUUCAUAACUGAGUACAGAAACACCUACGGCCGAGAUCCAGCUCUCAACCCCCAGUUGCAAUAUAAGCGGAGAAAGAGGGUCUCAAAAGAUGGAAAACCUUCAAGUCUUGAUGGCUUCUCCGACACUCUGCUUCUCCUGCCAUGGAGUACUGGGAAGCCGGACUAUCGAGAUACGUAUCGUGAUGGGCCACAGAGGUUUACGGGUAUCGGUUUUUUCUUCUAUAAUCUGUCUCCUUACUCUGAGGGCCCGGAGGCGAUAUUGCCUGUCGGCCAAACGUCCUACACUUCACGAAUAACCAACUCCACUGAGCAUUUGCCCGCAUCUAUCGGGAUAAGCAGCGGAAAGGGGAGUGAUGUGAUGCUGACCGAUUUCAUCGCAGACUUGAUGACUGAGACAAAUAUCCAGGGUGUGGGAGUCGGCUCUCGGGCAUUUGAGAAUAUCGACAAUAUGGGCACUACUUCACUCUAUACACAGUCAGCUGCGCAACUACCGCUGAGAGGUGACUUUUAA
Aspergillus oryzae RIB40 is the source of this 1515-nucleotide messenger RNA. RefSeq lists its product as uncharacterized. The record is from RefSeq and is a predicted model, not a curated record. Bases 1 to 1515 code for a protein of 504 amino acids. The transcript is spliced from 8 exons. NCBI's taxonomy places the organism in Eukaryota, Fungi, Ascomycota, Eurotiomycetes, Eurotiales, Aspergillaceae.